Rhincodon typus (whale shark) is the source of this 1034-nucleotide messenger RNA. RefSeq names its product serine/arginine repetitive matrix protein 2-like. Bases 222 to 812 code for a protein of 196 amino acids. Gene Ontology annotation, molecular function: mRNA binding. The transcript has 5 exons. The record is from RefSeq and is a predicted model, not a curated record. Lineage: Eukaryota; Metazoa; Chordata; Chondrichthyes; Orectolobiformes; Rhincodontidae.
CGGGCGCCAUCUCCCCUGGACUCCAUGUUGGUGUCGCAGUGAAGAGAGAGCGGGAGGAGGAGGAGGAGAAGAAGAAGGAGAAAAGGAGGCUCCCAGACCGCCUGGGCCCUCCCUUCUUUUCGUUUUAUCUUCGCCGCCGACUCCCCUGAAAGCAGCCCAACCCCUCCUCCCCCACCCCCCCCCUCCCCCAAUCCCCAGCCCCACACACACACAAACCCAGCAUGUACAACGGCAUCGGCCUCCCCACCCCCCGGGGCAGCGGCACCAACGGCUACGUCCAGCGGAACCUGUCCUCCAUCCGGCACAAGAAGGACAGGGUGGACUACAAGUCGGAGGAGGAGCUGAAGAAGCUGGAGUCAGGACUGGUGAAGAAGCCCAACCAGGACAUCCUGGACCAUGAGCGCAAACGCAAGGUGGAGCUCAAGUGCAUCGAGCUGGAAGACAUGAUGGAGGAACAAGGGUACUCGGAGGAGGAGAUUCAACAGAAAGUGGCUACGUUUCGACAGAUGCUGGUGGAGAAAGUCGGGAGCCAGGGCAAGGAGGAACCAAAAGCACGGACAGCGGUCAGUGAGACCCACCAACUGGCUGAAGCCAAUGAGAAGAAGAACGAGCGGCUCCGGGCAGCGUUUGGGAUCAGCGACAGCUACGUGGAUGGCAGCUCCUUUGACCCCAAGAGGCGAGCGCAGGAGGUGGCAGAGAAAGCUGAGCAGCAGAAGCAGUACGGCGGCAGCAACGUCUACGAGCCGGCCCGUUCGAGAUCACCAUCGCCGAAGCGGAGGAAGAAGAAGAAAGCUCGGAGCCGGGAGCGGUGAGUCGGGAGUGGAAGGCGCCGCGGGAAGGCGGACGUGUUUGCGAGGAGCACAGUAGGGAAGGUUCAGCUUGUCUCCCGUUCUAACUCUCACGAACCCCACUCUCCCAUCCCUCUGCUGAAGCCUCGUCUCUCUUUGUCAGCGCGCAUGAGCGUGAGAGAGCAUAUGAGCGUGCGAGCGUGUGCGCGUCUGUGUGAGUGAGCGUGCGAGCGUGUGCGCGUCUGU